AUGAUCCCGGAAAAACAGAUCCCAACUGCGGCCUUCGUGGUUGAAAAGCCUGGAGCUCCGUUCGUCCUUCAAGAUGUUGUUCUCGAUGGAGUCCGAGCGAAUGAAGUCUUGGUUGAAAUGAAGUAUACUGCUCUUUGUCAUACAGACAUCGUCGUCCAACAAGGCGCAAUGCCGGUUGGCGACUAUCCCGCCGUACUAGGUCAUGAGGGCGCCGGAAUUGUCCGCCGCGUCGGCAGUGGUGUUAAAGACAAGUCCCUCCAAGAGGGCGACCUUGUUUUCUUAAGCUUCAGCUCCUGCCAUGAAAAAUCAUGUAGCCCCUGCAGCAAAGGCCGAAACGGAUUCUGCAGUCAGAUAACAUCCAUUAAUUUCGCCGGCGCUCGAGGUCUCAGCGCUGCCGAAUCACCCAUCUCUUUCCCUGAUGGAAAGGGUUCAAUUCGUGGCCAAUUCUUCGGUCAGUCUUCUAUGAGCAAGCUGGCUGUGGUUGACGAGCGGUCAGUCGUCAAGUCACCUCCAGGAUCUGGAAUCACGGUUGAAGACAUGGCGGUUCUUGCUCCUCUUGGCUGUGGAUAUCUUACUGGUGCUGGUACCGUCUUCAAUGUUCUCAAGCCUCAGCCAACAAGUCGGUUUGCUGUCCUUGGCAUGGGUGCUGUUGGGCUGGCGGCCAUGAUGGCGGCCCGAUCUCAGGGAGUCGAAACAGUUAUUGCGAUUGAUAUUGUUGAUGCGAAGCUCGAGCUGGCGAAGUCUCUUGGUGCAUCGCACACAUUGAACACAAAGAGUGUGUCUGACCUUGCACAGGGGCUGUUAGAUAUCUUCCCGGAUGGCGUUGACUGUAUUCUCGACACGACGGGUGUAGUGCCUCUGCUUGAGGCUGCGGUCAAAGCUUUGGGCCAUGAAGGAACCUUGGCUAUUGUGGGUGUGGCUUGUGCUGGUUCAUCUCUCAACAUCGAUCCUUUGGCACUCAUGAUGGCUUGCAAGCGUAUUGUUGGUGUGAUUGAAGGCUGCGCAAACCCCGCUGUGAUUGUUCCACAUCUGAUUGAUCUAUACAAGCAAGGGAAAUUCCCAGUUGACAAGCUUGCUAGGAUCUAUGCCCCGGAUGCCCUUGAGCAAGCCCUAGCAGACUUGCACUCUGGAAAUGUUAUCAAGCCCGUCAUCAAAUGGGCAGAUUUGUGA
Molecule: messenger RNA, 1170 nt
Organism: Penicillium coprophilum
Lineage: Eukaryota; Fungi; Ascomycota; Eurotiomycetes; Eurotiales; Aspergillaceae
Product: NAD(P)-dependent alcohol dehydrogenase
Exons: 4
Coding region: 1-1170 (389 amino acids)
Molecular function (GO): oxidoreductase activity; zinc ion binding
Source: RefSeq, a predicted model, not a curated record